Pisolithus orientalis is the source of this 1525-nucleotide messenger RNA. RefSeq lists its product as uncharacterized. The record is from RefSeq and is a predicted model, not a curated record. The transcript has 10 exons. The coding region runs from base 304 to 1482 and encodes 392 amino acids. Lineage: Eukaryota; Fungi; Basidiomycota; Agaricomycetes; Boletales; Pisolithaceae.
CGGCAAGCUUCCUCCCCGUCCACAUGCCCGAGCUCCGAAAGUAAACAGGUGAAAUUAACAGUGCUAGCCACGACUUGGCCCCGCCAUUUUCUUGUCGCCCAACUCCGUGGUCGUUGCACUUUCAUGUUCUAACUAAUUUCCGUGGAAUUUCUUAAUAAAACGUCAGGCUCGGAAUUUGUUGCUAUGAGGGGUUAAUGAGGCAUCUCCCUGGAUGGCGGUUGACCGGCAUCUCCGAGAACGUCACUAGCUGUGAAUUAGGAAUAGAAAAAAAAACCCGCCGAGGUUUUAGUUGUCUUCAGCACGAUGGUCAUUGGAGUAACGUUGUACAAGGUUGACCUUGUGUAUCUGCUAAAACACCAAGCCCGUCAUGAUCUCAAGGGGGGACGAUUCGAUGCGUUUCGACCAGACGAACCGUGGUCGCUGGUGGUUCACGGCAAAGCGCGUCUUCAGUAUCACUUCACCGAGGAGUUCGCCUACCUUUACAAGGCGUGCUGCGCGCUGCGCGCACCCUGCAUUGUAUUCGUGAGGCACACGGGAACUGCAUCACAAUCUUUGGGUGGAUACACUAUCAAGGGCUGCCAAGAACUGGUAUCUCGUGGGGGGAAGGGAAAAGGCUCCGAGAUACGGUGGAAGGAUACCGGCCUCGGGAGCAGGGUAGCGGACCCGUGGCAACCCAAACAAGUGAUCCGAGACACGGGAUCCAUCAUCUCGUCUAGCACACACCCAGGAAAGGAAAACCUGAGCAGCGCGCAUGAAGCUCUGCAAAUACAGUUCCCCGUCGGUUCCUCACUGACAAAUCUUCCGUCGCACACUUUCCCAAAUAGGUCCUCGCUUACCGUGGGUCUGGACCGCCAUCUGGAGGACUUUGAUGCGGAACGCGGCAAGUACGACAGCCGUGCCGAGAUGCGUGCCUGGGGUGGUCUUCAAGAUCUUCGGUACUUUGAUAUGUGGUCCAUUAGAGAGGUCGAUCCGCUUGAAUCGGAAGAUCUGAUCCACGAGUUUUGGAGUUGCUUCCCAGAGAUGGAUGCUAGCGGAAACAGUGGUUGGCGUGUAUUCCAGUACACUGAUAUGCGUACAUGGCAUGCUCGCAGCCAUAUAAAAGAACUUGUGGUCCCUGGUGACUUCGAAUGCUCGAAUGGCUCAGUCCCCCGUAUCAUACUGCACUCUGAGCGACUGCGGAUCCUGGGUGGGGAUAACAGAUACAAAGAGAACACCUAUGAAGUGGGCGCUGGGCAUCUCAGCUAUAACAUCCCAUGGUCGUUGCACACCCACGGGCAAUACUACACAGAAGCGCGUAAACCAGGAGGCCAAGGAACUGCGCCGAACGAGGACACCCUCUGGCAUGCUUCCAUGGACAAACACCGUCCUCGACCAUCUACUUCAUCUCCGGAGGUGUCGACACAACGGCGUAUGCGAUAUCGGGACGCAAUAUCGAAGAAUACGAGCUUCAAGUAUGCGCAUUGUACUCCGUACGCUGGUUGAGGAGGAGGUACAACAAUUUCUUGAUAAUAUAAUGCUCGAGGGU